Molecule: messenger RNA, 453 nt
Organism: Knipowitschia caucasica
Lineage: Eukaryota; Metazoa; Chordata; Actinopteri; Gobiiformes; Gobiidae
Source: the annotation of a GenBank genome assembly
AUGUUGGAGAGGGAGGAGCUACAGUCACUACAGAGGGCGGCCAUGUUGGAGAGGGAGGAGCUACAGUCACUACGGAGGGCGGCCAUGUUGGAGAGGGAGGAGCUACAGUCACUACAGAGGGCGGCCAUGUUGGAGAGGGAGGAGCUACAGUCACUACAGAGGGCGGCCAUGUUGGAGAGGGAGGAGCUACAGUCACUACAGAGGGCGGCCAUGUUGGAGAGGGAGGAGCUACAGUCACUACAGAGGGCGGCCAUGUUGGAGAGGGAGGAGCUACAGUCACUACAGAGGGCGGCCAUGUUGGAGAGGGAGGAGCUACAGUCACUACAGAGGGCGGCCAUGUUGGAGAGGGAGGAGCUACAGUCACUACGGAGGGCGGCCAUGUUGGAGAGGGAGGAGCUACAGUCACUACAGAGGGCGGCCAUGUUGGAGAGGGAGGAGCUACAGUCUCGCUGA